AUGGCCAUCAAACAAAUUACGCAUGCGCAGUAGAGGGCGCUUUAAAAUAAGUCUUAAGGAGGGAACAUGAAGGCAGUUGCAGGUGGACUUGAAUAAUUGCCGAGGUCGGCGGCUCACUCCUCAUGGGAGGCAGCAGGGGUUGAACUGCGUCGCCGAGGCGUUGCAGGAUGAGCAGCCAUGACUCUGAGAGCCACGCUGUUUCCAAACACAGGGUUAAAGCAGGACACUGACACCGUCGACUUUGGCAAAAAGCAUUUCGGGGCCGCCACUGUGAGUCCUGUGAGCUUAAAGAGGGAGUCCCGGGACUUCGUUUUCGAUGUUCAAAACGUGCAGGGGGGCGAGAUCCCGAGCAAAUCAAAGAACUUAGAGCAGAAUUAUAUGACCAGCAAAGUUUCCCUCGCUGCCACAGUUGCAGAACGAGUUCAAGGAGUGGGGAUUUUGUCCCCUGUCAGACAAAUGGGGGGUGAGGGAACCCCGGUGAAAGGUAAACCCCUCUCUGCUGACAACAUGGAUAACACUCAGAUGACUGUGAACAAUAACCCCAAGGAUGGUGGUGCUGAUGACAGUGCAAAGGGGGUUGUCCCUGGAGUCCUUGGCACUGCAUCCAUUGAACUCUCGUCUGAGGGCAAGUGGAGGAACAUCAGGAAGACCCCUGCAAAUCCCCACACGCAGGCCAAUUGCCUCCGGCAGAUCCUCCUCCUCCAACUGGACCUCAUCGAGCAACAGCAACAACAGCUGCAGUCAAAGGACAAGGAGAUCGAUGAGCUCAAAUCAGACAAGGAGACGCUGCUUGCACGUAUUGAGCGCAUGGAGCGUCGCCUGCAGCUCACAAGGAAAGACCCACCACGUGACAAGCGCCUCUUCCAGCCCCUGGAGCCAUGGACCCCCGACAAAGAGGACAUGUGGGAUCUGGACACAGAGGAGAGUCAGCAACCCAACCAAGCCACUCCACUCCCCUUUAGUCGAGGUGGCAAGGGUCAAAAAAGGAAAUCUUGCUUUGGAGAUCCAAAAGUCCAGAAAUCUCGGGGUAAAAGUUCAAAGCUCAGCCCCCAGAAAUCGGAGCUUCAGCCGGGCUCUCCCAAUCAGAGAGAGCUGCGCAGUAAGGAAACCCCAGAGAGUCUAGUCCCUAUGCGGUCAGGCUCCGACAGGGACAUUAUGCUCCCGUGCAAAGAGGAGCCUGAGCUGAGCUGUCAGAUGGAAGAUCUGCCCUUCAUGUCUACUACAGAGAUGUACCUCUGCUGCUGGAACCAACCUCCUCUGUCCCCUCUGCGGGAGACUUCCCCUAAAAAGGAAGAAGAGGUGGCCAGUGAGUGGACUCCUCAUGUAGUACAUGAUAUGCUGAUUGUUUUCCCAUCAUGGAGGGAAAAUCCCAUCGAGCCCCUGGAGGAGGAGGACGACUCCGGUAACCCCGCAGAGCCGCUGGACGACGGUGUGUUCCUGAAACGCCACAUGAAGCUGGAGUUGGAUGAGAAGAGGAGAAAAAGAUGGGACAUCCAGCGAAUCAGAGAGCAGCGGAUGUUUCAGCGCCUGCAGCAACGCAUGAACAGAAAGAAAGUCGUCACAGAGACCGAGCCGGAGCUUUCGUCCUUCUACCCCGACACUGAAGAUGUUGAAACUAUCGUGAUCACUCCCUUCUUGCCCGUGGUUGCGUUUGGCCGGCCGUUGCCUAAAAUGUCACAACAGAACUUCGAGCUGCCCUGGCUGGACGACCGGAGCCGAUGUCGCAUCGAGGUGCCCAAAAAACACACGCCCCACCGGACCUGUCGGAAGUGAAUCCCACCUGGAGUUAUCGGAUCAGAGACGUUGCUCCAGCUAACAGAGAACAUUACAUUUGUCUUGCCUUCUGGGAGGAUACAUGACACAUCACCCAUUGCUAAACAUGUAAAAACCUGCUGUUGCUUUGAGUCUGUGUGUGUGUGUGAGAGUUCUCCACUCUCAGAUCUCCUGUCGAAAACUACAAAAGAAAAUGGGAGACGGCUUCCCCGUGUGUGUGUGUGGGGGGGGGGGUCGCUUGAUAGAUCUGGUGUCAUUUACAGUUCUGAAAAAGGGAGAUUAAACGCUUCAUGCAACAAGAUUACAGUCCACGUGUUUGCAGCUUAACAGUUAUGUGCAUGUUCUGUAACAUGUAGCCGCAGCCGUGCCAUCCUUAAUCAGAUUUCCUCGCACAAAAAAUAGAGUUCAGUCUCUUUUUGAAGCAUAAUCACCUGACUUGGCUCUUAAUUUUUUGAGCUCAUUCAUGAGUGCAGGAAAGAGGAUCGGCUGCUGCUUUGACUAAAAAUACGAGUUUGAAAUCAGUAUGGCUACAACUUGUUAUCCUCAGUGGUUGUCCUCGCUCUCAGGACAAAAAAAAAGUCAAUCUGGCUGUAUCGCGCUGUGUACUGCUUCUUACUUCAAAUCAAGAUUCUUAAUCAAUGUUUGGUGUGAUAUCAGGAGUUUUGAGCCACACAGCAUGACGUCAUCAAGCCAGUCGGAUGUCAGAAAACAUGUAAAAGCAGACGGAUGAUCGUUCUGUGUUCAUGGUUAUAAAAAAAAAAAAAAACAGCACGGAUACUUUAACGGGUGAUUCCUCACGUUCUGUUCCCUGGUUUGUUUCUGUUCUUUUUUUUUUUCUAUGUGAGUUGCAUGGACUCUAUUUAGCUGUUUAUAAAUAGUCAAAAAGAGUUAGCAUGGCUUAACCCCAGAACGGAGUUUUAUCUCUGCUCAUCGGGCUACAACAAACUACGACAUAUCGUUCUUGAAAGCAUGAUUUCCGGCUGCUCUGUUCAGUGAGAAGUGUUCGGCCUUUUUCCUCAUAAUAACCCGAUCGAGUAAUAACAAACAGUGCAAGUCUUGAUCUUGAGUUUUCGUGUGUCCGAUCUUUACGCUUUACAUCCAGUAAAUAUUAGGCGAGUUUAUGUGUACGCACCGGUCUCUUGAAGACGCCAAGAGAACCCGUAUUAGACGAUUAAAAAAAAAAAAUGCUUCCUAGCUGUAGUUGUAGCGAUGUUCUGCGGUAUGCUCUCUAACAUGCGGCCAGUUAAUCUCUCCCUCUCUGAGUACAUCUCAGUUUACAAUCGCUGUGUGUGAUUUCUUUUCGCCCUACCCGGCCCCCGCUGCGUUUGCUUAAAAAAAAAAACCUGUUUAACACAAUGAUGCAAAAAGGCUUCCUGCAGCUUCAAUACUUCUUCAAACUGCCCGGCGUGCUGCGAGUCGGAGCAGACGUCGGACAUAAAAACAGUUGAUCUUGUUUUUCUGUACAUAGCUUUCAGAAACAAAUGUACAUAAAAACAUGGCUGUUAUUUUUUUAUUAUUUAAUGUUGGAAAGUGUUCAGUACAUUCAAUAUUGUUCUAUGAUUGUAUGUCGACAAAAUUGACAGUUUUGAAAGUUAAAAUUUUUUUGGAAUAAAAUUAACAUGUCUACGAUAA
Messenger RNA from Labrus bergylta (ballan wrasse), 3405 nucleotides. RefSeq names its product MSL complex subunit 1b (gene msl1b). NCBI's taxonomy places the organism in Eukaryota, Metazoa, Chordata, Actinopteri, Labriformes, Labridae. The record is from RefSeq and is a predicted model, not a curated record. Gene Ontology annotation, cellular component: MSL complex. Gene Ontology annotation, molecular function: chromatin binding.